AUGAGAGCAGAGAGAAUAUGUGUUGUUGACGUUGUUGCGUCGUCACCUAAAGGCUUGUUUACCUUCCUCCACUUCACUUACAAGCGCGCCUUUUGGAACAUGGUCACUGCUCGGUCAGUCGAGUCGGUACAGCCUGUCAACACUGUGGUGGAGAUCUUCUCCGUCAGCGUUCGUACAUGUGGAAGGAAUUCUAACUACAUCAUUGAUCCCUGA
Colletotrichum destructivum is the source of this 213-nucleotide messenger RNA. RefSeq lists its product as uncharacterized. The coding region runs from base 1 to 213 and encodes 70 amino acids. NCBI's taxonomy places the organism in Eukaryota, Fungi, Ascomycota, Sordariomycetes, Glomerellales, Glomerellaceae. The record is from RefSeq and is a predicted model, not a curated record. The transcript has a single exon.